GUUUUGCGAUACUUCCCAGGCGAGUUUAUUGUCGAGGCGCGGGGAGGGUUUCCUGGCAAAGAACCUUUUGAUAUGCUUCCUCGUGAACUCGCCUCCAUCAACCAGCCUGAGGAACGAGCCAUAGAAUACCUUCACCACAUGCAGUUCUUCACGAUCUGGGACAGUGUUGGCCGUGUCGUGGAGUGCCAGAGUCUAGAGGUGUCGAUAAUGAACCGGGAAACCAGGGUUGCUUGAUUAUCGACUAGGCUUACUUAUGAUGCAGUCGUAAAAGUACUUACUUCGGAUGGGAGGAUGCCGGAUGAGACGGGAGACCGUCGUUCCCGCGAGCUAACUCGCAUUCGGCAGAUAUACAUCCCCGGGCUUAUACUGCGGCUGCAUAUCAUGCUCUACUCAUCUUGAGAGCACAUCUUAGACAGGAAUCUGAACCGCGGAUUGGAGCCUGC
This is a messenger RNA of Suillus clintonianus, 443 nucleotides long. RefSeq lists its product as uncharacterized. The annotation marks the transcript as partial. The transcript has 4 exons. Lineage: Eukaryota; Fungi; Basidiomycota; Agaricomycetes; Boletales; Suillaceae. The record is from RefSeq and is a predicted model, not a curated record.